This is a messenger RNA of Mytilus californianus (California mussel), 3182 nucleotides long. Its product is annotated as calcium-activated chloride channel regulator 1-like. The record is from RefSeq and is a predicted model, not a curated record. The coding region runs from base 141 to 2996 and encodes 951 amino acids. NCBI's taxonomy places the organism in Eukaryota, Metazoa, Mollusca, Bivalvia, Mytilida, Mytilidae. The transcript is spliced from 13 exons.
AUUUACUUGAGAAUUUAAAUAUCUUAACAAUUAUACUAAAAAGACAGUUUAAACUAAUUAAAUGCCCAAGCUUCCCUCUUCUUGGUAGUGGCAAAACGAUUGUUAAAAUUGUUUGUUGACCCAAACUGAUACUUUUCAAAAUGAGAAUUCUCAUUCAAGGAAUUCUAAUUUUGACUUCAGUUUUACUUUCGUCAGAUACAACUGUUGCAACACAAUUGCCGAUCACUGUAAGCCAGAACGGAUAUAGUGGACUUACUGUUGCAAUAAGCAAUAGCAUUUCAGAAAAUGUGGCACUUAUUCAAAAAUUAAAGGACUGGAUAACAGCAGCAUCAAGAGUACUAUACAAAGCUUCAAAAUACCAAUUGUAUUACAAAGAUGUCGCUAUUGUGUUACCAAAAACAUGGUCCAUUCAAAGCAGUUACAAAAAGAUAUCGGGUCUAAAAUUUAGCAUGGCGCACGUAAGAAUUGACGAAGAAAACCCAGUUGUUGGAAAAGUGCCAUAUGUCUUUGGACAAACAGAAUGUGGCAAACCAGGACAAUAUAUGCAUCUUACGACAUACCUUUUAUUCGCGGGAGAACUUGCUGGCUUUGGAGAAAUUGGUGAUGUCUUUGUCCAUGAAUGGGGUCAUCUUAGAUGGGGACUAUAUGAUGAGUAUGCAUCUUUUGAAGAGGCCGGCUUAGAAUCCCCAUCAGCUUUUUACUUAGAUGACGGAACAUGGAAACCUACCAGAUGCACGGAAGAAGUAACUGGAAGAAACAUAAAUAUGUUUACCGGUGCUCCAUGCACAGUUACAGAAGAUGGUAUUCCAGAGAAAGAUUGUGUUUUUAUAGCUGACAAAGAUUCCCCCGCGACAGCCUCAUUAAUGGGUCAACAAAAUGUUCUAAAGAUGGAAGAAUUUUGUGAUACUGACGAAUCAAAUACUGACAGUAAACUGCGUCAUAACAGUCAAGCAGCGAAUAACCAGAAUAUCAAAUGCAACUCGAGGAGUGCAUGGGAAGUCAUGCGUAAACAUGAUGAUUUCAAAGGUAAUACCCCUGGCUCUCCGAGUUUUGAUACAACUCCAGAUUUCACCAUCGAAGUAGAGACUGACCAAAGAAUAUGUCUGCUUCUGGAUAUUUCGGGCAGCAUGCAAAAAAACAACAGAAAUUCUAAAAUGUAUACGGCAGCAUCAAAUUUUCUGUUAAAUAUGGUAGCAGACGGUACUUCAGUUGGUGUCGCUACUUUUAACAAUAUAGGAAGGAUUGUUCAUCAAAUGUUGACAAUUUCAAGCCAGUCUGAUCGUCAACAACUCGUUGCUAGUUUACCAACAACAACAGGCGGUACUACAUCUAUUGGCGCAGGACUGUUGGCUUGUAUUACGGCCUUAAAUUCCAGUAGUGACGGAUUAGAAGGAUCGAUGAUUUUUCUGGUUACGGACGGAGAGGAAAGCCGUGCGCCUUACAUUGCUGAUGUCCAGCCAGUAAUCACGACAUCUGGAGUAAUAGUUAAUACAUUAGCACUGGGGAAUGAGUCAGACACGCAAUUAGGAGGUAUAUCACGUGCAUCAGGAGGGCAGAGUUUUUACUAUUCUGAAGAUGAAGACAGUACAGUUCUCACAGACGCGUUUGCUGCUGCAGUUGCAGAUAGCAGCAGCGAUACGCUAAUUCAGAUUGAAAGUAAGAGUUUUUCUAUUUCAUCAACGCAGUCAUUUGAACAUUAUACAACCAUAGAUGCAACAGUAGGAAGAGACACUAUAGUGCAGAUAUCUUCAAGUGAAGGUGAUGAUAUUGAUAUAUCAGUAACAGGUCCAGAUCAAACGAUAUACAAAGAAAUCAAUUCAACUUUUGGAAUAACUACCGUUAAAAUACCUAAUAUUGCACAGAGUGGAAGUUAUAAAGUUUCUGUGACAACUACAUCCAAUAGUAUUAUUCCUGGUGUUUUAAACGUACAGUCGAAAGUUAGAGUUCCAGGAGAAACAACAGCCAAAUUAAGUGUUUGGUUGUCUGAUGAUACACAUGUGUACGGUUCAGAUGGUACCACUGUUGUUUAUGUUGCAGUUUUGAAAGGGAUGGCGCCCGUAUUGAAAUGCGAUGUAACAGCGAGCUUAGAGGGAUAUGAAGCUAGCACCAUACAGCUUCACGAUAAUGGAAUUGGCUCCGAUUCACGAGAGUACGAUGGAAUAUAUUCAGCUUAUAUAUUUUCUAAUAAUUUUAAACGAAAUGGGCGCCACAGUCUCAAAAUAUCAGGCCAAAAUAUAAACAAUAGAGCAGAAACACUAAAGUCAAAGGAAAAGAGUGACACGUUCCCAUAUUAUUCAGGAUUGACUACCGAAUUAGUUGGUAAUUUCCAGAGAGUAAUCCUAUCCAGUGAAAUAAGUGUUACUAACUAUAGUACUACUCAGUUGACGGAUAAUAUAAAACCAGCAAAAAUAACAACGCUUAAGUUAAAGUCUGUUCAGUUAAUGGGAGAUAAGUUACAAAUUAUUUUACUUUGGAAGGCCAUUGGCGAUGAUCUAGACGUUGGUACAGCAUCUGAAUAUGAAUUUAGAAUAUCAGACAGCUUCUCUAAAAUUAAACAACAACCUGAACAGUGUACUAAAUUAACUAACAACAUACCAAUCCCAAAGUUAGCGGGAAGUACUGAACAACAUUUGGUUACAAAAGACGAUGAUUCGCUCACUAAGUAUAUAGUUGUCAGAGCUAUAGAUGAUGUUGGCAAUAAGGGAGAUUACUCUAAUAUUGUUUCUAUUUCAAAACUUACCGAUCCGUCUUGGACUACAGAAGCUAUUAGCACAGUUAAUCUAACUGAAACCUUCGUUUCUGGGGGUUUAGCAUUAGCGAUAUUGUUGAUAAUGAUGAUAUUAGGACUUUGUUUAAAAGUUAGGUCAUCAAAUACUAACGAUAAGAAAAAGCUGAUUAAACAAAAGAAACAUCAAAAUCAGAAACCAGGUAAAAGAGGUUCUUCAAAUAAACAUCAUAACCGAUAUGAAUACGAGAAUAGAAACUAUAUUGUGUAAUAGAAGCAAUAAAAAAACUUUCAGAAAUAUAGUCAAAAUCAAUUUAUUUGAUUGAUCUCAUAUUAACUAUUUGAUGUGAAAGAAAGUCUGUAUAAAGUGUUUGUGCAGUUCAUGUAAACAAGAAUGAAAGACGAGAGAUAAACACGUCUCCUUUUACAUUUUCUAAUACAACAUUAAGUUUCAGAA